GACGCUGACAAGAAGAGCGGCGGCCCCGUCAAGCCCCCCUACUCGUACAUCGCGCUCAUCACCAUGGCGAUCCUGCAGGCGCCGAAGAAGCGCGUGACGCUGAGCGAGAUCUGCGAGUUCAUCAUGAACCGGUUCCCGUACUACAAGGCCAAGUUCCCCGCGUGGCAGAACUCGAUCCGCCACAACCUGUCGCUCAACGACUGCUUCGUCAAGGUGCCCCGCGAGCCCGGCAACCCCGGCAAGGGCAACUACUGGACGCUCGACCCCGGCGCCAUCGACAUGUUCGACAACGGCUCCUUCCUGCGGCGCCGCAAGCGCUACAAGCGGCAGCACCCGGACUUCCUCAACGACCCGCACAUGUUCUCGCUUCUGGCCACGGGCAUGGUGGACCCCUACCACCUGCAGCAGCACCACCACAUGCAGCAGCAGCAGCAGCAGCAGGCGGCCGCCACCGCUGCGCUGCUGGCGCCGCACCCCGCCAUGCUGCACCGCCCGAUGCCCGUCGCGCACCACCCCUACAUGCCGCCCGCGCACCUGCAUCCUCACGCCCACCACCACCACGCCCUCGCGCAGCAGGCGGACUUCCUCCGGCAGUUCCGCGGUUCCCUCGGCCCUACCGUGCAGCAGAUCGCCUCCCUCGGGGGCCCCGCCCUUCAGCAGGCGAGCGCCCUCAGCCCCAGUGCCCAGCAGGUCGCCGCCCUCGCCAGCCCGCCCGCACAGCAGCACCCGAUGGGCGCCCGCCGCAGCCCGCCGGCGCCCGGCCCCGUCGUGGCGCCCUUGGCCUUCAAGCCAGCCCUGGCCGGCUCGCCCUCGCCGCCCCUCACGCGCCCCGCCGCCCGCGCCGCCUUCACCAUCGACGCCAUCAUGGGCCGCGACAAGGCCUGCACGCCCCCGCCGCCCACUUCCGUCUCGCCGCCCGCCUCCAACGCCUCGCCGCCCAUGUGCCGCCCGCAAAGCCUUCAUCCGGCGCUGCCCUUGGCGGCCGUCAACCCCGAGCCCUUCUCCAGGCUGCUCAUGGCGCCGUUCCUCGCCCACAAUCUCUCACGCCCAUUCCCGCACGCACUCCCCCCCACGACCUCCCUCGCACCGACGUCCAUAUCGCGCCGAUUUAAGAAAAGAAAAAGAUGUUUCGAGGAUGCUACACUGAUUCCACGGUCUGGAGAUGAAGAGCGAGACAUGCCUGGAUCCGGUGGUCAGCCUGUCAUCUGCCAGCUUCCCGAGGUGAGAGGUAAUGGUACACGGGCUUUAGAAUUCCUAAAGGAAAUAUAUAGAGACUGCAGUAUUCUGUACAUCGAUAUAGAACGUAAGAAAAUUGAACAAUGUGUAAUAGAGA
Molecule: messenger RNA, 1333 nt
Organism: Penaeus indicus
Lineage: Eukaryota; Metazoa; Arthropoda; Malacostraca; Decapoda; Penaeidae
Product: forkhead box protein D1-like
Exons: 3
Biological process (GO): anatomical structure morphogenesis; cell differentiation; regulation of transcription by RNA polymerase II
Molecular function (GO): DNA-binding transcription factor activity, RNA polymerase II-specific; RNA polymerase II cis-regulatory region sequence-specific DNA binding
Source: RefSeq, a predicted model, not a curated record